Messenger RNA from Xenopus laevis (African clawed frog), 482 nucleotides. Its product is annotated as ly6/PLAUR domain-containing protein 2. NCBI's taxonomy places the organism in Eukaryota, Metazoa, Chordata, Amphibia, Anura, Pipidae. The record is from RefSeq and is a predicted model, not a curated record. The coding region runs from base 57 to 419 and encodes 120 amino acids. The transcript has 3 exons.
GGUGUAUAUACUGUAUAUAGUGUGAGUGACAGGAGGAUGAGACUCACUCACUGAGCAUGGCUGAACUAUACAUCUCUCUGCUGGUGGCUGCUCUCUGUAUUGGCACAGCCGUGCCCCUGAAGUGCUACACGUGUCUGGGUGCCACCAACAGUGCCGACUGUAUGAACCCCGCCACCUGCAGUUCAGCCGACACCUCCUGUAUGACAGUUGUUGGUUCUACUUCGGGUUCAACGGCCGUUAUUAAAUCCUGUGAAUCCAGCUGUAGUCCAGGAAUUAGCAACGUGGCCGGGAUCAGUGCAACAAUUUCCUGCUGCAACACUGACCUGUGCAAUGGUUCCACUGCAGUAAAAUACAGUUUCCCUGCGAUGGUCCUGUCCCUCGGGUUCCUUUUGGUUCUGCUGAGAAGCUCCAUCUUGUGAUGUCCCUGAGCUGCACUAUGAGCAUCAUUGCCCUGUGUAUUAAUAAACAUCAUAAUAAAACCA